AUGGAAGGCCUCACCCCCUCUCAACUCACCUUCUUUCGUGAGAACGGCUACCUCGUCAUCCCCGACUUCCUCUCCCCAGAGGAUAUCGCCUCCCUCCUGACCGAGACCAACAGACUCCUCGACGACUUCCCACUAGAAUCCCACCCCCUCACCAAAUUCACCACCGGCGACGACGAAACCAACAAAAACGACUCCCACGUCGGCGACGACUACUUCCUGAACUCCGGCGACAAGAUCCGCUUCUUCUUCGAACCGGACGCCUUCUCCACCCCCGACCCCACAACAGGCAAACCCACCCUCCUCAAACCCAAACAGCAAGCAAUCAACAAGAUCGGACACGCGCUGCACUCGCUCUCCCCGCCCUUCGAGAAAGUCUCGCUGAGCGAGCGCAAUGCCGCCAUCGCCAAGUCCCUCGGGUUCGUGGACCCGCGCGUGCUGCAGAGUAUGGUGAUCUGCAAGCAGCCCGGGAUCGGGGGCGCGGUGCCGCCGCAUCGAGAUUCGGAGUUUCUGUAUACGAGGCCGCCGUCGGCGGUGGGGUGGUGGUUUGCGCUGCAGGAUGCGGGGCGUGGGAAUGCGACGCUGGGGAUGUGGAGGGGUUCGCAUCGGCAGGGGAUCAAGCGGCGGUUUGUGAGGAAGAUUAGGGAGGAUGGGAAGGUCGUUGGGACGGAGUUUGUGGAGAACGAUGGGCCGGAGGUGCCGAGGGGGGCGGAGGGUCAGGGCCAGGACCAGGGCCAUGAGGUCAAGGAUGAGGAUUUGGAGAUUCUGGAUAUCAAGGCUGGGUCAUUAGUGCUGAUUCAUGGGAAUGUGCUGCAUAUGAGCGAGAAGAAUACCAGCCCCCGCAGCCGGUUUGCGUAUACCUUCCAUGUCAUUGAGGGUGCGGAUGGAUGGGACUAUGAUGAGAGGAACUGGCUGCAGCCUCCGGAGGGCGGGGAGUUUUCCAAGCUGUAUCGGUAG
Molecule: messenger RNA, 954 nt
Organism: Aspergillus pseudoviridinutans
Lineage: Eukaryota; Fungi; Ascomycota; Eurotiomycetes; Eurotiales; Aspergillaceae
Product: phytanoyl-CoA dioxygenase family protein
Exons: 1
Coding region: 1-954 (317 amino acids)
Source: RefSeq, a predicted model, not a curated record